AAACGACGACGUUUAAAUGUUCCAAUUUUUUCACGCUCCUCAUAGUACAAAUACGAUCUUUUCUUACUUCCUUUCCAAGCACAGAAGAUUCUUCCGGUCUCAUCGAUAGCGAAACCUAAACACUCCAAGGUUCAUCGUUCAUUCAAUUCAACCAAUACCAGAUUCAGAUUUAUCUAUGGCAACUGAAGCAAAGGCCGUGACCGAGGAUGUCAAGAUCGAUCUAUUCGAAGACGAUGAUGAAUUUGAAGAGUUUGAAAUCAACGAAGAGUGGGAUGACAUGGAGGAAGGGAAAGAAGUAACUCAACAAUGGGAGGAUGAUUGGGAUGAUGAUGAUGUUAGCGAUGAUUUCUCUGUUCAGCUGAGAAGGGAGUUGGAGAAGACCACUGAUAAGAAUUAAACCACCUGCUGGCUAUUUUUGUUUGAUAUGAGUCAUAUGACAUGUGUAAUGAGUUACAACUUAGGUAUUUGAGACUUUGAGCUCGGUGUGUUUUCUUACCUACAAAGAAAUUAAACUAUGCCUUGUUAUGAAGGAAAUGUUACUAAAACAGCUGCGUAGAAGUUAUUGAGUACUUGUUUUUUAACUGAGUUCUGUGAUUCUAUAUGAUUAGUUGGCAUCUAGCUUUAUGUUUGGCUCACAAUCUCAAUUUUAUUCUGUUUCAUUAA
Messenger RNA from Medicago truncatula (barrel medic), 663 nucleotides. Its product is annotated as protein DSS1 HOMOLOG ON CHROMOSOME V. Gene Ontology annotation, biological process: mRNA export from nucleus; proteasome assembly; double-strand break repair via homologous recombination. The transcript is spliced from 3 exons. The record is from RefSeq and is a predicted model, not a curated record. The coding region runs from base 176 to 397 and encodes 73 amino acids. Lineage: Eukaryota; Viridiplantae; Streptophyta; Magnoliopsida; Fabales; Fabaceae. Gene Ontology annotation, cellular component: proteasome regulatory particle, lid subcomplex; proteasome complex.